Messenger RNA from Alternaria atra, 1017 nucleotides. RefSeq lists its product as uncharacterized. Gene Ontology annotation, biological process: ubiquinone biosynthetic process. Gene Ontology annotation, cellular component: mitochondrial inner membrane. Lineage: Eukaryota; Fungi; Ascomycota; Dothideomycetes; Pleosporales; Pleosporaceae. The record is from RefSeq and is a predicted model, not a curated record. Bases 1 to 1017 code for a protein of 338 amino acids. The transcript has a single exon. Gene Ontology annotation, molecular function: 4-hydroxybenzoate polyprenyltransferase activity.
AUGUCUACCCUACGCACUCUUGUGGAGACGGCACCUGCCAAACUAUCAUCCAUCUCGUCAAGGCCUAAAGAUGCGGCACCGAAACCUUCCUGGGGACCUUACUUGGAGCUGACGCGUUUCAGCAAGCCCGCUGGGCUUCUGGGCGUCUACUUCCCGUACUUCACCGGCUUCCUCUACUCGGUCAACUUGACCAACCCGAAAGCCCUCUCUCCGGCCGAUUGGUCCAAGCUGAGCGCCAUCUUUCUGCUUGACGGCCUGAUCCUUCGCAGCUUUGGCUGCGCGUGGAACGACACUGUCGACCAAGAUCUCGAUCGGCAAGUCGAGCGCUGCAAGAAGUGGCCGCUCGCUCGCGGUGCCCUGACAACGCCAGACGCCCUCUUCACGACCCUCGUCCUCGCCAUCUCGCGCCACGUCCUGUUUUACGCCACGUUACCAGCCCGCGCGGGUCAGCACGCCUUGCUCACAACUGUUCUCGCUCUCUUCUACCCGUUCAUGAAGCGCUUUGGCAAUUUCCCACAGCUCUGCCUAGGCGCGGGCGUGGGCUGGGCCGUCUUCUUGGUCGACGCUGCCGUCGUUGACGGACCCUAUCCAGCUGCCCCUGUCCCCAAGCUCACCGUGGAGGAUCGCAGCAAGGCUAUGCUCGCUAUGUGGGCCUGCCAAACCCUCUUCAACAUCACUUACGAUACCGUCUACGCCUUCCAAGACAUCAGAGAUGACCUGAACGCGGGUGUGGGCUCUUUGGAUAUAGCCGUGCGCCACUACCCUAAGGUGUUUCUGCUAUCGAUCGCAAGCGCCAUGGCUGGCUUCUUGUGGGCUACCGUGUCCUGGGGCAAUCUAACGCGCGGCCCGUUCCAAGUUGGCGCCGCAGUAUCUUCCCUUGCUGCAUUGUUCAUGUUAGCCCAGCUCGAUGUGUGGGAUCCGCGCAGGUGUAGGGACUUCUUCGUGUAUAGUCAGUGGUGGGUCAGUGGCGUUUUGGUGAGCGGUUUAUUGGGUGAAUUGUUGAUGGCGAAGUGGUGA